Ailuropoda melanoleuca (giant panda) is the source of this 5400-nucleotide messenger RNA. It is a transcript of the gene TNN, whose product is annotated as tenascin N. Lineage: Eukaryota; Metazoa; Chordata; Mammalia; Carnivora; Ursidae. The transcript has 20 exons. Gene Ontology annotation, molecular function: protein binding. The record is from RefSeq and is a predicted model, not a curated record. Gene Ontology annotation, cellular component: perisynaptic extracellular matrix. The coding region runs from base 120 to 3968 and encodes 1282 amino acids. Gene Ontology annotation, biological process: regulation of cell adhesion.
CGGAGCAGUACCGAGUUCUGCAGCCCAAGGGGCCCAGUUUCUGGGUGGCAGCAGUGUUGGAAGUGGUGCCCAGCAGCCUCUGAGGUCUCCUAGAGAGUCUGCCCCCUGUCUCUGCAAGGAUGGGUCUCCAGGGGACAUUCUGCUUCCGCCUGGGGAUCCUAUUUGGCUCUGUGCUCUUGGUGGCGUCAGCCCCAGCCACUCUCGAACCUCACGGCUGCAGCGACAAGGAACAACAGGUCACUGUCAGCCAUACCUACAAGAUUGACGUGCCCAAGUCCGCUCUGGUCCAGGUGGAGACUGACCCUCAGUCCCUGAGUGAUGAUGGGGCCUCGCUCCUGGCCCCGGGGGAGGCUGAGGAACAGAACAUCAUCUUCAGGCACAACAUCCGCCUGCAGACGCCGCAGAAGGACUGUGAGCUGGCAGGCAGCGUCCAAGACCUCUUGGCCCGGGUGAAGAAGCUGGAGGAGGAGAUGGCGGAGAUGAAGGAAAAGUGUGAUGUCCAGCGUUGCUGCCAAGGAGCUGCUGGCGGCAGCCACAACUGCAGCGGUCACGGGACCUUCUCUCCGGAGACGUGCACCUGCCGCUGCGAGCAGGGCUGGGAGGGCGUCGGCGUGCGANGGGGGCGCCCCGCCUGCCCCGGAGCGUGCAGUGGCCACGGGCGCUGCACCGCCGGCCGCUGCGAGUGCGAGCCGCCGUACGUGGGCGCCGACUGCGCCUACCCCGCCUGCCCCGACGACUGCAGCGGACACGGCGUGUGCGUGCGCGGCGUGUGCCAGUGCCACGACGACUUCACGUCCGAGGACUGCAGCGAGCGCCGCUGCCCCGGCGACUGCAGCGGCCACGGCUUCUGCGACACGGGCGAGUGCUACUGCGAGGAGGGCUUCCGAGGCCUCGACUGCGCCCAGGUGGUGGCUCCCCAGGGCCUGCAGCUGCUCGACAGCACGGAGGAGUCCCUGCUGGUGAGCUGGGAGCCCUCCAGCGACGUGGGUCACUACCUCCUCAGCUACUACCCUCUGGGGCAGGAGGUCUCUGGGAAGCAGAUCCAAGUGCCCAAGGAGCAGCACACCUAUGAGAUCGUCGGUUUGCAGCCUGGAACCAAGUACAUAGUCACGCUACGCAACGUGAAGAAAGAGGUUUCCAGCAGCCCACAGCACCUACUUGCCACCACAGAUCUUGCUGUGCUUGGCACCGCGUGGGUGACGGAUGAGACUGAGAACUCGCUUGAUGUGGAAUGGGAGAACCCCCCGACUGAGGUGGACUACUACAAGCUGCAGUAUGGCCCCCUGACAGGGCAGGAGGUGGCUGAGGUCACCGUGCCCAAGAGCAAUGACCCCAAGAGCCGAUAUGACAUCACCGGUCUACAGCCCGGGACGGAAUAUAAGAUCACCGUCGUUCCCAUGAAAGGAGAACUGGAGGGCAAGCCGAUUCUCCUGAAUGGCAGGACAGAAAUUGAUAGCCCAACCAAUGUGGUCACUGAUCGAGUGACAGAAGACACAGCGGUGGUCUCCUGGGUCCCCGUCCAGGCUGUCAUAGAUAAGUACGUGGUGCGUUUCACCUCCGCUGAUGGGGACACGAAGGACAUGGCGGUCCCCAGGGAGCAGAGCAGCACCGUCCUGACGGGCCUGAAGCCAGGAGAGGCGUACAGAGUCUACGUGUGGGCCGAGAGGGGCAACCAGGAGAGCAAGAAGGCCGACACCAACGCCCUCACGGAAAUCGAUAGCCCAACAAACCUGGCCACCGACCGGGUGACAGAGAACACGGCCACCGUCUCCUGGGACCCGGUGCAGGCUGAUAUCGACAAGUACAUGGUGCGCUACACCCCCCCUACACUCCGCUCUUUCAUCAUAGUGAUCCUGUUGGCAGACGCAUCUCUCCUGCUGGUCACCUGCUCCCUCUCCUCUGCCUGCACAUGUGGGGUGCACUCCGACAUUGACAGCCCAACAAAUCUGGUGACUGACCGGGUGACAGAGAACACAGCCACCAUCUCCUGGGACCCGGUGCAGGCCGUCAUCGACAAGUACAUGGUGCGCUACACGUCUGCGGACGGAGACACCAGGGAGGUGUCCGUGGGGAAGGAACAGAGCAGCACCAUCCUGACGGGCCUGAGGCCAGGUGUGGAGUACACGGUCCAGGUGUGGGCCCAGAAGGGGGACCGGGAGAGCAAGAAGGCUGACACUAAGGCCCCAACAGAAAUUGACAGCCCCAAAAACCUGGUGACCGACCGGGUGACAGAGGACGCGGCCACCAUCUCCUGGGACCCGGUGCAGGCGGUCAUCGACAAGUACAUGGUGCACUACACAUCUGCGGACGGAGACACCAGGGAGGUGUCCGUGGGGAAGGAGCAGAGCAGCACCGUCCUGACGGGCCUGAGGCCAGGUGUGGAGUACACGGUCCAGGUGUGGGCCCAGAAGGGGGCCCGGGAGAGCAAGAAGGCCGACACCAAGGCCCCGACAGAUAUUGACAGCCCCAAAAACCUGGUGACCGACCGGGUGACAGAGAACACGGCCACCAUCUCCUGGGACCCGGUGCAGGCCGUCAUUGACAGGUACAUGGUGCGCUACACGUCUGCGGACGGAGACACCAGGGAGAUUCCGGUGGGGAAGGAGCAGAGCAGCACCAUCCUGACGGGCCUGAGGCCAGGUGUGGAGUACACGGUCCAGGUGUGGGCCCGGAAGGGGGCCCGGGAGAGCAAGAAGGCAGACACCAAGGCCCCGACAGAAAUCGACAGCCCCCAAAACCUGGUGACCAACCGGGUGACAGAGGACACGGCCACCGUCUCCUGGGACCCGGUGCGGGCCGUCAUCGACACGUACAUGGUGCGCUACACGUCUGCGGACGGAGACACCAGGGAGGUGUCCGUGGGGAAGGAGCAGAGCAGCACCGUCCUGACGGGCCUGAGGCCAGGUGUGGAGUACACGGUCCAGGUGUGGGCCCAGAAGGGGGCCCGGGAGAGCAAGAAGGCCGACACCAAGGCCCUGACAGACAUUGACCCUCCCAGAAACCUUCGUCCAUCUGCCGUCACACAGUCCGGAGGGGUGCUGACCUGGACAGCGCCCUCUGCUCAGAUCGAUGGCUACAUUCUCACCUACCAGUUCCCAGAUGGCACCAUUAAGGAGGUACAGCUUGGAAGAGGAGACGAGAGGCUUGAGUUGCAAGGCCUUGAGCAGGGAAUCACCUACCCUGUCUCCUUGGUUGCCUUUAAGGGUGAUCACCGGAGCAAGAGUGUGUCUACCACCCUUUCCACAGUUGGUGCACGUUUUCCACAUCCUUCGGACUGCAGUCAAGUUCAGCAGAACAGCAAUGUCGCCAGUGGUCUGUACACCAUCUACCUGCACGGUGACACCAGCCGGCCCCUGCAGGUGUACUGUGACAUGGACACCGACGGAGGCGGCUGGAUUGUCUUCCAGAGACGCAACACUGGGCAGCUGGAUUUCUUCAAGCGCUGGCGGACCUACGUGGAAGGCUUUGGGGACCCCAUGAAGGAGUUCUGGCUUGGACUUGACAAGCUACACAAUCUCACCACUGGCACCCCUACCCGCUAUGAGGUGAGAGUGGACCUGCAGACUGCCAACGAAUCCGCCUACGCCGUGUAUGAUUCCUUCCAGGUGGCCUCCAGCAAGGAGCGGUACAGGCUGUCGGUUGGGAAAUACAGAGGCACCGCAGGGGACGCUCUUACUUACCACAAUGGAUGGAAGUUUACAACUUUUGACAGAGACAAUGAUAUUGCCCUCAGCAACUGUGCCCUGACCCAUCAUGGUGGCUGGUGGUACAAGAACUGCCACUUGGCCAACCCCAAUGGCAGAUACGGGGAGACCAAACACAGUGAGGGGGUGAACUGGGAGCCGUGGAAAGGACAUGAAUUCUCCAUUCCUUACGUGGAGUUGAAAAUCCGCCCUCAUGGCUACAGCGGGGAGCAUGUCCUGGACAGAAAGAAGCGGACACUGGGAGAAAAGUCGAGAACAUUCUGAUGACCUAUGGGAGAAGUCGUCACAUGAGAGAAGACCGGCCCAGGGUUGGGGCUGUGUAGGCUUGGGGCAGUGUGGGUGGUAGUGACUGGUUCAUGGGAGUUUGGGGAGGCUCCUGGCCUCUGGUUUCUGAGAUGGCUGGAUAACCUGCAGGACAAAGCACAUGACCAAGCUUCAGACCAUACAGGUUCCUUCCCUGUCACCUGCAUUUUUGCUCCUCUAUAUUGGGGGCCUGAAAAUCAACCAAUGGUAGCAUACGAGAGAGACAACACCAGGCCACAAGGUUUUUCAGUCUAUCUUCAGUAACAAAUAUAUGGGAUUGGGGGAAAAAAAGGAAAAAAAGAAUCAUCUAGCACUUUGCCAAUUGGAAAUCUCUGGAAAUUGGUAUAUAUAGAUAUAUAGAUGUAAAUAUAUCUAUAUAUAUAUUUUAUGUAAAGCUCUGCUACUAGAAAUCUUCCCUUAGAAAGAAACACCAAGGAGGGGUUCUCUUUGAUGGCCAAGGGGCUAAAGUGGUCUGAUGUUUGUUACCUCCCAUUACCACUGGGUUUUGAGGAAAAAGCUGUAAAACUUUCCCUGUUUUUUUUUUUUUAAAAAAGCUAAUGUUAAGAGGAAGAACAAAGGGAACUAGGAGAGACCAAGAUGGACUCCCGUCUAGCAAAGUUGUGACCAGUGUCCAGCAUGCUGGAAACCCAGCUUCUGUGUUACAGCUCCUCUUGAGGGCCCCCUUCCCACCUAUUUGCAUAAUCACUUGCAUAGAUCUGCAUAUGUUGUGAAUAAAUUCUCACUCAUUUCAACUUUAAAUAAUUUGACUCUUCUGAUGAUUGAUUCUUCCCAAAGACUCUCUGUGACUCCCUCUCAUGCCCUCUGGCCCUCAGCCCCCCCUCCUUUCCCUGGCCCCCCACAUGGUCGGACCCUUAGGUUUUCUGAAGGCACUCCACGACGGAGGCAUACUGUUUGAAUGGGCACUUGGCCAGUCGUAUCCUUUGGGCUUAUUUUCCUGUGACUCUGGAAGGUUUUUCUGUAGUGAAGUCCAUGAUCAUUAUUAAAGUAACUUAAAUUCCUAUUCAAGAAAGAAAAAAUAAUAAACCACCUGAUUUUAAAAAAAUGUGCCUUGUGUUCUUGAACUCACACGAGUGCACUUGAUUUCUAAAUUUAACCUAAGUGCACGCAAAGGUACAAUUUGUGCAUUGUAGUGGCAUUUGGUCGGCCUGGGGUCUCACGCUUGGGAGACGGCGAACAAUGGGGUUUGGAGCCAGGAGAGGUGAGGGAGUGGGAAGGGGGGCACGUGCCCUAAAGGCUGCAGUGUUGUUCCAGGACCAGAGGCCUUCACUGCCGGGGCUUCUCCAGGCUUUCACCUCCAGCUGAAGGCCAAGCCGUACUCUUGAAAGGGCUCACCUCACCCCUGUAAGUUUUCAGCCUCUGCGCCCCCCUCCCC